Molecule: messenger RNA, 564 nt
Organism: Hydatigera taeniaeformis
Lineage: Eukaryota; Metazoa; Platyhelminthes; Cestoda; Cyclophyllidea; Taeniidae
Source: the annotation of a GenBank genome assembly
AUGCGCGCUUCGACAGUUCUUCGUAGUAUCUAUUUUUAUACCGGUUGCCAAGUGAAAGAAAAGGGCAGAAAGAAAGGAUACCGGUUUUUGACAGAAGCUUAUCCAAUCGAUUGGAAAAGGGGCUAACGGUGCCGUUAUUAUUGGUUGAAAUGCGGCCAUCACUCCCUCUCUCCUUCCCUUUCACCCCUUCCACUCAACUCCAUAACGCAACUGAGAACUUUAAUUUUUUAUCGCUAUCGUUUUCUACUUUUGUACCCCUCUACUAUAACUACCACUACCAAUACCACCACAACAAAACCUCUCGGUUUGACUGAAGGCAUAAAAUUACUCACGUGUAAGUACAAAUGCAACGGACCUUGCAGCAAACAUUUCUUAUCUUCCUUUCUUCCCUCCUCUUAAUGUUCUUUUCUUCCUUUUUUGGUCCUCUGGAUUCUUAGCCUUGCAAAGCUGUGUGGCUCCUCUUAUGCAUUAAUGUGUUUCUUGCUGUGCGUCGCGUCUCAUCAUCACCUUUAUGCAUCAAGUCAUUCGUUCAUUCAUUCUUUAGACAGGCAGAUAGAUAUGUAA